This is a messenger RNA of Acipenser ruthenus (sterlet), 2762 nucleotides long. RefSeq names its product leucine-rich repeat LGI family member 3-like. Lineage: Eukaryota; Metazoa; Chordata; Actinopteri; Acipenseriformes; Acipenseridae. Gene Ontology annotation, cellular component: synaptic vesicle. Gene Ontology annotation, biological process: regulation of exocytosis. The transcript is spliced from 9 exons. The coding region runs from base 664 to 2307 and encodes 547 amino acids. The record is from RefSeq and is a predicted model, not a curated record. Gene Ontology annotation, molecular function: protein binding.
CGCCUCCACGCCAUUGACCACUGAUCACUGAUCAGAUUGCAGUGUUGGGAAUGCGUGACUGACGUCUUUAUUCAAUAAGCACAUAACAGAAACCCAGAGCAGAGGGCAGAGGGAAGGAGACAGUUCUUCACACAGCGAGUAGUGAGAGGGAUGGCACCUUUUGUGCAAUGAUUCAGUCCAGCCUAAAUGAUUAAUUCGAGUCAAUAACAGAACCAGCCAAGACUGACCUGCAAUCUUUUGCGGGUUGUGCAAUGACUGUGGUGGGUCUGCAGGUUUCAGUGUCCGUUUGCGGGUCUGACUGGCGCACUGCGGGUCACUUUGUGGGGUCUGUAGUUUCCAGCACUUGCUGGUUAUCAGUUCAUUAGCAGGCUGGUCCGGUCUCCCCUCCAGCAGUGACGGGGUUAAGUGCCGCUGUCUCUGGGAGCUAAUUAAUAAUUCAAUGUCAGGAGGCUUGCAUAAAUUCCUCUCGUUGAGCAGUGGGUGCAUUCACUGAGCAUCCACCCUGACUGCAUACUAAACACUGCAGAGACCAGCCUCCUUCUCUCUCAUCAGUAUCAUAACACAGCAAGCCAGCCAGCCAGCAACCCAGCGAUCGCUGCAGGCAGUGCUGGGGAAUCCUCUCUGGUCCCGGUUUAGUUUUUUUCUAUUGGAAAGGGGGUGAAGAUGCAAGGCCAGGGCUUUGGGAAGGGCUGGCAGUGGGGGUCGUGGUGCGCCCUGUGUCUGCUCUGCCUGGUGGCCUCUGCAGGGGGAAAGAAGGCUCCCAAAGUGCCCCGCUGUCCCGUCAGCUGCUCCUGCACCAAAGAUAGCGCCUUCUGUGUCGACUCCGCGUCUAUCCCCAGGAGCUUCCCUCCGGGCAUCAUAUCUCUGACUCUGGUAAAUGCUGCCUUCACUGAAAUCCCAGAGCGAGCCUUCUCUCAUCUCCACCUGCUGCAGUUCCUGCUGCUCAACUCAAACACCUUCUCCCAGAUUGCAGACGAUGCCUUUGCCGGAGUCCCCCAUCUGCAGUACCUAUUCAUCGAGAACAACGACAUCCAGUCCCUGUCGAAGCGCGCCUUCCGAGGGCUGAAGUCCUUGACUCACCUAUCCCUGGCGAAUAACAACCUGAAACAUCUUCCCAGAGACAUCUUCAAACACCUGGACAUACUGACCGACCUGGACCUGAGGGGGAACUCACUGAGCUGCGACUGUAAGCUGAAGUGGCUGGUGGACUGGCUGGGAAAGACCAACACCUCUGUGCCGGCCAUCUACUGUGCCAGCCCCCCCGAGCUCCAGGGCAGGAAGCUGGCUGACCUCAAGACCCACGAUUUCAACUGCAUCACCACGGAGUUCGCUGUCUAUGAGACCUUCCCUUUCCACUCUGUCUCUGUGGAGUCUUUUGAGUUUGCCGGAGACCUCUUUGUGGCCUUCGCCCAGCCUGCCACAGGGAACUGCAGCCUGUACGUGUGGGACCAUGUGGAGACGGUCUUCAGGAAGUUCAACAACAUCAGCUCGAGCUCGGCUGUGUACUGUAAGCCCGUGGUGAUUGAAGAUUCGCUCUACAUGGUGGUGGCUCAGCUUUUCGGAGGCUCGCACAUCUACAGGUGGGACGGCGACACGGAUAAGUUCAUCAAGAUCCAGGACAUCGACACGGCACGGAUCCGCAAGCCCAACGCCGUGGAGGCCUUCCGCGUGGAAGGAGAGUGGUUCUUCGUGGUGGCGGACAGCUCCAAAGCCGGCUCCACCAGCAUGUACCGCUGGAACAGCAAUGGCUUCUACUCCCACCAAUCCCUGCACCCCUGGCACCGGGACACCCACGUCGAGUUCCUAGAGACGGAGGGCAAGCCCAGGCUCAUCCUGUCCAGCAGCUCCCAGCCCCCGGUGGUCUACCAGUGGAACCGCAGCCAGCGUCAGUUCACCUUCCUCUACGAGAUCCCCAACACCAGCGACGUCCAGAUGGUCAAGCACUUCGUGGUGCGGAACGAUGUCUACCUGUGCUUGACCCGCUUCAUCGGGGACUCCAAGGUGCUGCGCUGGGAGGGCCAGCGCUUCGUGGAGAUCCAGACCCUCCCUGCCAGGGGCUCCAUGGUGGUCUACCCCUUCUCCGUGGGCCCGCGACAGUACAUCGUCCUGGGCAGCGAUUUUUCCUUCUCCAGGGUCUACCUCUGGGAUGCCCUGACUAAGAGAUUCGAACCCUUCCAGGAGCUGAACUUAAGGGCCCCUCGUGCCUUCAGUUUCGUCUCCGUCGACAGCAAGGACAUCCUGCUGGCGUCCAGCUUCAAGGGCCACACCCUCGCUUACCAGCAUCUCGUGGUGGAUCUGAGCGCCUGAAGAACGUUCAGAACCCGACACACAAGGACGUGGUCCAGGACUAGGGGGUGCUCUUGUGCUUCAGUGAUAUUUCUGGUGUGCUGCAGCAAUAGCUCACUAAGAUCUGUGCAUCUGCCUGUAUUUUUUAAUCAGAGAAAUUGACGAGGCCAUAGUAAACGAUCAUGCUGCCACUCCCAAUAACACAACACGGGAAUAGCGUCUGCGUUUUAGAAAGCAAACCCACAAUAACUUUUAAUGGUGGCCGAAACAGUUCACAAGAAACGUGCAUGUUUACUAUUUCAACCAGAUUAUUAUACCUUUUUGAUCAUAUAGAUAUAUUACAGAGGAAGCAAUUAACUAGUGCAGUAUUAAAACUGGCGAUCAUUCCUAGCAUUGUAUGUUUUGUUUCAGUUCACCCUGUUAGCUGUGUAUUACCAUAGCAGGUGCCUGACUAAUAAAGAUAUAUUGUAACCAUG